Messenger RNA from Malassezia japonica, 582 nucleotides. RefSeq lists its product as uncharacterized. NCBI's taxonomy places the organism in Eukaryota, Fungi, Basidiomycota, Malasseziomycetes, Malasseziales, Malasseziaceae. The transcript has 4 exons. Bases 1 to 582 code for a protein of 193 amino acids. Gene Ontology annotation, biological process: mitotic sister chromatid segregation; kinetochore assembly. The record is from RefSeq and is a predicted model, not a curated record. Gene Ontology annotation, cellular component: nucleus.
AUGCAGGACGAUGCGGCGCGUGAGGAGCAGCACCGGCUAGACGAGGCGAUCCUAGCGACGCAGAGGAAACUUGCGGCGCUUCCGUCGCUCCCUGACGCGAGCGAGCACGCGGUGCUCGACCAGCAGCUGCACGCGAGCAUUGCGCAGCACAGAGAGCUGCUCGUUGCGCUGCGCAAUGACUUGGAAAUGGAGCAGCGAAAGGUGCAAGAUGAGCAGCUGCUCCUGCGCGAGCUCCGUGCCGUGGCCGACGCGCUGGUCGCACGUACCUCGACGACGCCUCCCCCCACAGUGUCAGAAAAACAGCUGAUGAGUGCGCUGGUCGCGAUAACAAACCGGGCCUUCCCCGACAACGAUCAGUGUAUCCAGCUACGAUUUUUGCUCGAGACGAUGCUCAAUGCACUGUGGGAGCAGCCGGCACACCCCUAUGUGCCGACCCAAAACUACGACCCCGACGUUGUGCGGUAUGUGAAGGAGGCGGGCAUUGUCGAUCCCCAUCCGGAUGACGCCGAGUGCCUGCGCCUCAUCGCCUUUCACGAGGCGCUGCCCGACGCGCACGCGGUGCGGCCUGCGGUCUAUCGCUAA